Salarias fasciatus (jewelled blenny) is the source of this 6051-nucleotide messenger RNA. RefSeq names its product ligand dependent nuclear receptor corepressor-like (gene lcorl). The record is from RefSeq and is a predicted model, not a curated record. The transcript is spliced from 8 exons. Gene Ontology annotation, biological process: regulation of transcription by RNA polymerase II. Lineage: Eukaryota; Metazoa; Chordata; Actinopteri; Blenniiformes; Blenniidae. Gene Ontology annotation, cellular component: nucleus. Gene Ontology annotation, molecular function: DNA binding. Bases 57 to 5918 code for a protein of 1953 amino acids.
GACGGAGAGAGAGGGAGAGGGAGAGAGAGGGAGAGAGAGGGGGGGACGGAUCGAGAAUGGCGACUGUCCAGUGCAUCAAAUGCACGGCAGAAAGAAGAGGGUUUCGGCGGGAACUUGACUCCUGGCGACACAAACUGAUACACUGCAUUGGGUUUGAAAGCAUUCUGGAGGGAAUCUAUGGCCCACUGCUGCUCAGAGACCUCAAUUUAUUUGCCGACUGUGAACCUGAAGAAGUGGAUGACUGGUCCCCAGAUGGAAGCUGUUCUCAAUGUUCGUUCUGCCAUCUCCCCCUGGACAAACUCAGUGAUCAAGUCCCUGCAGCCUCGCCGCCCCUCUCCUCCCCCUCUGAAUACUCUCCUUGUCAGGCUUCGACUGCCAUCGAGAGCCAAUCAGCACACAGGUUCCUCCAAGCUGUGUUUCACAAGAAAGACGUGCCCUCGAGCUGCGAUUCCAACAUUCCUCUGAUUGCUCAGGAGCUGAUGAAAAAGAUGAUACAUCAGUUCGCCCUGGAGUACGCGUCCGAGUGCCUGCUCCAGACCAGUGCAAACGGGGUCACAAGGACCUCGUCUCCUCUGUCAGAAGCGUCUGACGCCCCUCUGGACCUCACCGUGAGCCGAACACACGAGGGGAAAGAAAGUGAACCUGAACCAGACGGCGUGCUUGACCUUUCUAACCGAAACUCUGCCUCCUCAACAACUUCAUCAUCGUCGUCGUCAUCUGACCACAAGGCCUCGGGCUCCCCGCAGUCAUCGCUCACAGAAGAACAAAGACAUCAAGUACAGCGGAGGACUAAGUUUCGCUGUGUGUUGGAUGCUGUUCUCAGUUCUUUGUGCCGAGCCCACCGCUCCUUACUCUACCAGAUCCUGAAGCUGGCGCGUCAGGAAAACUUGCUGUUGUUUGUUCAUGACACACAUGUGGAUCAGACUGAACCUCACUGCUGUCACUCCGGUGGAAAGCCCCAGGCUGCACCUCAUUCAGGCUCUUUCAGUCAGUGUAAACCCCACAACUGUACCCAGUGUUACCCUGCAGCUGGCUGCGAUCGUCAAGCUGUCGGCAGCACAGUGUGCCAUCCACAACACCGUCAGUCCGCCUGUAGCUCCCACCACUCCCAUUGUGAAGACUGUAAAAGUGACAGUCUGCACAACAUAAACUACAGCUGUGUGCCUAUGUGCAGGUUGGGAAAAUACACUGUCGGGUGCUCAAAGAGGACGCACUGCGUCUCCUGCCAAAGCUUAACUGCUGGACAUAACAUAAUGUGUUCAUUUGCACCCUCUCCUUCGUUGUGUGGUCCGUCCUCUCGUGUCUGCCCCACCUCAUCUGUAGGAAGUAAACAUCACAAUCCCCACUCCUGUCCCUGUUGUACAAGCAAAACCUGCCUGACACAAGUCAGGAGCUCAACAAAACAAGAGCUUGGUGAUGGAGAUCCUCCUUGUCCUGUCCUGAAAAGAGAGCAGAGCCCUUCUCCUCCCCCUCUGUCUCCUAUUCCAUCAGACGUCAACAAAAAAACAGAUGAAAAACCACCCUCCCUGCUUCACCAUCAGCAAGAUGAACAAACAGAAUCAAGCACUGAAAUUAGUCAGGCGAGAACGAGCCGUCAAGAAACAGAUGUGGACUCAGCUGCAGGAGAUGAGUCACGGUGUGAAACCCCCGACAGUAAUCAGGCUGAAACGAACCAAAGUGGGACUUUACUGCAAGAUGUUAUGAAUCGCUUCAGUGAGAAGCUGGACACCAUCAGACCUCUAGACAAGGACCCUGCGUCAGCUUCUCCAGGCGUCUGUGUCUCUGAGAAGGAAAAACUGCAAUUUCCCUCAACCAGUCAGAACCUGCCGUUUCAUGCUGAUGCACAUUUGACUGAAAUCAUUACCACAGUGCUUCACACGGGUCGUGCUAGUGACUACAAUCUCAGUGAGCUGUUCAAUCGCCACGAUAAUGGAGAAUCCAAGUCACCUAAUACUCGCUCCCGUCGUCGCCAGGAAGUCCUUGCUGCUAUUGCAACACCUGCUGACGAUGCUUCGACCAGAAGGCACACUUUACAAAUAAAGCGAGAGCUUGCCCUGCUCGAUCAAUCCUGCAGUAAGAGGAGGGUCCCGCCAGCAAAGAAGUCAAGAUUGAAACAAGGAAAUGCUACCCUGGUUGUGCCACGUCCUCCGUCAGACCCCGAUGAAGUUAAAGAAAUAUCUAAAGAGGAAACUAAUGUUAGUGUGUCAUCUGUAGAAAAUGACAAAGUAAAGGAAGGACUCCCUAACUUGCUUCCAACAGAAAUCAACAGCAAUGAUCUUAAAGAAGAGAUUCAGACUGUGAUUGUCACAGAAGAAUUUCAGACUCCUAAAUUCAAAGGAAAAGAAAUAUCCAGUGAUGAAAACGAGUUUCCCUUCUCACAUACUCAAAAUCCCACCCCAGACUUACCAUGCACGUUUGGCAAGCAGGACUCGAAAGAUGAAAGUUUAGACACUCAAGAUAAUUCAGGGUCUAUUACGCCAACACAACGGUUUCGUAGCCCCAUUAAAAGUCAGGUAGAGGUCAGCGGUGCUGUACAAAACAAGGAACUUGUGAAUUCCUCCUCAGUUCACAUCUCUGAGACUGAAAAAGCAGGACAAGAUAAAGAGUACCACAAUCAAGGUAAAAUGAGAAAGCAAACCCAGUUAAACCACUCUAAAGAGGCAAGAAGAUCCAGAAGAAAUAUAGUUCCUCCACAUCGAUUUUCAUCUUAUGUUACAGAGCCCAGGAAGAUGUUCUUUGUUGCCUGUUUUUCUGAAAAGAUCUUUAAUCGUGAAGCACAAAAGGACAGUGACUUAACACCCAAUGUGCUGCCUACCUUAUCUAAAGAGCCAGACAAAACAGACACGCAGCUUGUAUCAAGAGAUGAGGAACAUUCAUCUUUACCUGAGAACCCAGGGAAACUUCCCAUUGAAGCUUCACAAAAGCACCAUGGACCAACGUCCAGGAAACGCAAAAAUGAAGUCUGUGUCCCACCACCGACUGUGGAUAAAGUACAUACUCCUGAAAAAGACAGCUCAGACAACACAAAUGGCAGUGACUGUGAUAUGACGCCAGUUAGAAAACUGAGAUCAUCUCCAAGAAGACCACGGCCCCCAUUGACGUCCAGUUCUCCAUCAGAUAAGGAUGUCUCUAUCACGUCUGAGGCCUGUGUUGAGAACCAUUCCAAAUCUCAAAUCCAGUACACCAGUCCUAUUAAGCUCAUGUUUGUAUCCCCAGUAAUGGACAAAGAAGGAAUCAGAUACAGCCUCAAAUCUGCGGGCUCUGGUUCUGAUAGACAAGAAGAGCAUUUUGAUCCAUAUGAAGAGUCCUCAUGGUCUGGCACUCCACAGAAGCACAACAGUCCACCCAAGGAACCUACAACACCUCGAGAAAAAUCAGUCUCUUCACCACUGAAAACUGCUACCUCACGCACGAGAUCUGCUUCUUUAUCACCCAAGUCUGUGUCUUCCCCAGUCAAGUUAGCCUCAACAUCCAGGUCUGCCUCUUCAUCUCCCAAAUCUGCCUCUUCACCAUUUAAGUUUGCCUCCUCUCACAGGUCAGCUACGUCACCUAAAAUUGGUUCAAGGCGAUCAGGUGAAAGCACUCCAACUAAGCGAACAACAGGAAAUGAGAGCAAGGGGUCCCCAAGUAACUUGGCAUAUCUCCAUGAGACCACUCCUCCAAAACGGCGUCCAGGCCGACCGAAGAAACUGGGGCCUCAGCUGGAGCAAAAAGUGAAGAGGCCAAUUGGUCGGCCACGUAAGGAGAAGGCUGUACAUCCAGUAACAGAGGCAAAAACAAAUGGGAAAGAUCUCCCAGCAUCUGACGAAGAAAAUGUUAACAAGAAUCUGAAAAUAACAGUGAUGUAUGGUCGUUCAAGGAGAAAUAAACGAACAGUGUCUGAAAGUUUUGACCAGUUGCAGACAGAAUUCAGUGACGCUUGUAAAGCAGUGGGUCUUAAAAGUGACUUUGGCAUGUUAUUGCACAACUCCAGCGCCAACCCAGAUUGUGUCAAAGCCUCAGAGGAGUUGAAUUUUGUCUCCCCUGCAAAAGAACUUGCCCUUCAGUCUUGCAGGAAUAUCAAAUGUCAGAAGCGGGAUGAAUCUGCGCCAUCGAGGAAACCAGGUAGACCAGCAAAAGUUAAAAUAUCUGGCAUCUCAGUCACAGUAACUACCGUGUCACCAAGGCAACGCAAAAUUCAGAUAAAUAAAGAUCCUCUGCAGCCUUCUGAAACUACAAUUCAUAAGAAGUCCCUUCUGCCACAUUUCAAAUCUGCCAAAGAGCCCCGGACAAUCAGUAGUCACUUACCAAGCAAAAUAACUCCAUCAGAGGAGGUUAUAGAAACCAGAAAUGAAAAUAAAGAUGAACUGUCAAAGAAACCUGUGGCAGUGCGGCACUCGAUGAGAGUGAGAAAACCCUCAGUCCACUUCCUUCGGGCUGUUGCCACUUCCAGUUUCAAAUCCUACAGCCGUAGCAAUGCUUUGCUGCGCCGUUCUAAGCAACUUCUCCUGAGCAAGGCGAGCAAUGAAAGGAGACAGGAGGGUCUCCAGAGAAGUGUGGAAACUUCAAGGGAGGAUAAUCAGCUGUCAAGACAGGAAGAAAAGAGCUGCUCUCAAGACAUUAGCAAAGUGGCAGGAGUAUCCGUCGCUCCAAUCUUCACCUCAAAAGAGACAAAGUGGUGGACACCAUCAGCUGAACAAAAGACGAUGAACCAGGAGCUUGCCAGGCGGAUACGGGUCAUCUCAGACACCUGGGUCUCAGACUCAGUGGAAAACAAAGAAACACCUUUGAAUCCUAAAUUGGGUUCGAAAGGCGUGGGUUCUGUUACCAGAAAAACAAAGCAGUCGUCUGUGGUCCGAACGCUGUUUGACUGUUCACCAAACAAACCAAGGUCCUGUAGCAUGCAGCAGAUCUGCUCCUGGUUCAUGCAGACCACAGAGACUCGGUCUCUGUCUAUUGUCAAGAAGGCAAGCUCCCGUAAUCUUUAUGAUCCUGUGCAAUUUUCUCGCUCUGCCAACAAAACAAGUGUUUGCAACAGUCCUCAAGCGGAGCGGCUUUGGCGACACAUUAAGAAAUUUGCCAAAGUUGUGCCAAAAACUCCUUCACAACACCAUGAGGCCCAGAGACGGUUGAGAAAAAGUAUUAAGGCACGCCUGUCAACACGUAAUGUUGAAGGACGACUUUUUACUAGCAAGUUUUCAAAGGGGAAAGUAAAUCAAGGAAUCCAGGUGUGGAAAGGCAAGGACUCAGGUAGUUUCCAAGCGACGCUGAUAAGAGCAAGAACAAGGUUUUUAACCAAGAAAGACAGGCUGGGAUGGCAAGAAAUGCAGAAAAAGAAAAACAAAGCAGCAUUUUCUUCACUUGAACAUAGAGCUACGACACGUCAACCUAAACGUAAAGCAUUACAGAGCUCAGAAAAAGAUGAUUCCAACAGUUUGGAGAGCAGGUCUGCCGUUAAUUCUGCUGACCAAACUCAGGAGCCUGUGGAUGUAUGCAAAGAGCUGAACCUCUGUUCUAAAGCCUGGAGUCCCGAGACUCUGAAGGAGUGCCGAGUGUUUCUGAGGAAGAUCAACUCUCCAGACACCGAAUCAACUGAAGAGGAGUGGGACUCCUGUACUGUGACACUGGACAAUGGGUCACAUUCCGCGUACCUGUUUGCAGGAAGGGGAAAGGAACUGGUUAGGGUUGUUAAAGCUGUGAAAACUGAAAGAAAAAAGAGAGCGAAUCAGAAAGCCGCCUCUACAGAGCUAGUCGGUUCUACACCAAAAUCAGUCCUUAAACAGGAUGAAACGUCACUGAAGAGGCAGAGAGGCAGACGCAAGAGUCCCGAGGUUGUGUCUUCUGAACCAUCACAAUCACCACCAGCGAAAAUGUUGCGACAAUCGCGAGUGAGGGGCCUGACCGGGCCGAAGUGGUCUGACUUUGUAUUCGAAAGCUAAAUGAAGCACAUGGCCUCUUCCUUGGAAAGGGACUGUGGUUUAACUUGGUGCCUUUGGACAUUGAGCUGACCACGUAGACUGACCAUUCCACUAUGGCUCAGUCUUACCAUCAGCGCUUAUGUAGCAGUCUAAC